Molecule: messenger RNA, 1361 nt
Organism: Carassius carassius (crucian carp)
Lineage: Eukaryota; Metazoa; Chordata; Actinopteri; Cypriniformes; Cyprinidae
Gene: ccn4a
Product: cellular communication network factor 4a
Exons: 5
Coding region: 114-1202 (362 amino acids)
Biological process (GO): signal transduction; cell adhesion
Cellular component (GO): extracellular region; extracellular matrix
Molecular function (GO): integrin binding; heparin binding
Source: RefSeq, a predicted model, not a curated record
GUGUGUGUGUGCUGCUCUCAGCUCACUAAAUGAAUGGAUCCUGCUCGCGAAUGGGCGAUUUUUCAAGAAUCAUCUAAUUCUGGAUUCAAUGCAUUUAUCACUCGGGAUCAGUGAUGACUUGGCUUCUGAUGUGGGUUCUACUAUUUGCUUGUGUACCACAGAUUCACAGAGCAUUUGCCCAGGAUUCCUCUAAGAUGCUGUCCACACCAGACCCCGUCACCCCGGAGCCCUAUAACCGCACUCAGUUCUGCCAAUGGCCCUGCAAAUGUCCUAAAACUCCCCCCACCUGUCCGCCAGGUGUGAGCUUGAUCAUGGAUGGCUGCGAUUGCUGCAGAGCAUGUGCCAAACAGGUAGGGGAGGUUUGCAACGAGAAAGAAAACUGUGACCAUCAUCGUGGCCUUUACUGUGAUUACAGCGCAGACAAGCCUAGGUACGAAAAAGGAGUAUGUGCCUAUCUGCCAGGCACUGGCUGUGAGCACAAAGGUGUGAUCUUUCGCAACGGCCAGAGCUUCCAGCCCAAUUGCAAAUACCAGUGUGUGUGUGUGAAUGGGGCGAUCGGAUGUGUGUCGCUGUGUAAUGAGUCUCAGCCUCCCAGGGUUUGGUGCCAGAACCCCCGCCGAGUUAAAAUCCCCGGCCGUUGCUGUGAGCAGUGGAUCUGUGAUGAGUCCAGGAGGGGGCGCAAGACAGCACCAAGACACACAAUGACUGCCCUGUCUAGUGUAAAAGACAACUGGCACAAGAACUGUGUGACCCAGACAACCACCUGGAGUCCCUGCUCAAAGACCUGCGGCCGUGGUGUAUCUUUACGCAUUACUAACAACAACAAGCAGUGUCAGAUGGUCAAAGAGAGCAGACUCUGCAACAUCCGGCCUUGCAAAGUGGACAUCACAAAACACAUCAAGCCUGGAAAGAAGUGCUUGAACAUCUACAGGGAGGACAAGCCACACAACUUCACUAUCUCAGGCUGCACCAGUACAAACACUUACUGGCCCAAGUACUGUGGAGUGUGUAUAGAUGAGCGCUGCUGCAUCCCUUACAAAUCUAAGACUGUUGAGGUCGACUUUCAGUGCCCGAACGGAUCUGGCUUUAGCUGGCAGGUCAUGUGGAUUAACGCCUGCUUCUGCAACCUGAGCUGUAAAAACCCCAAUGACAUAUUUACAGAUCUAGAACAGUACCAUGAGAAAGGUGAGGUUGGAAACUGAAUGUAUGUGACCUUGCAGAAAAAAAACAAUAGAAACAUUAUUUGGGUGAAAAGCCAUAGAUUUUUUUAAAAAUAAUUUUUAAUACGAGACUUUUGCCUAAUGGUAAAACUGAAAUAUAUCCUAAUAUAUUCUAUUUUAAGACUAUGUGGCCUAUUGCAA